GAAGUACCUCUCCUGCGAGGGUCCCUGCGACAUCGCGACGGACCUCGACUUCUGCACACGCAAUGUCUCCACACUGUCCGUGCAGGGCACCUGGGAGCCAGCUGGGGCACUGCGGCACGGUGGCUGGCAGGCAGGCUGUCUCGAGGGAGUGGCUUUGGCCCACAACCAAACUUCCAUGCGUCUGACGCUGCACUUCGAUGAGUCUCCCGUGAAGGUCCGCGUGUUCAUGAACGGCACCCUGGCACCCUACGGAGAGUUGCGGCUGGAGGGCAGCUCAAUCUACAUUCCGGGAGAAUGGUUGCACAUCCUCACAGAUGGCUCGGAGUUGCUCUUCGAGUAUUCCGGUGACACUGACGCUGACUGGAGCAUCUGUCUGGUGCAAACUUGCUCCAGCUUCGUGUGCAACGCGAGCUACGUGCCGGAUCCCCUUGCUGUUUGCCAGGGCUUUGCCUGCGACCCCCAGGCGGAUCACGAAGUCUGCUGCAUUAAAGAGCCGCCAGACCAGACAACGUUCCUGGGCCAAGAUUACCUCUCUACCACCAUGGACAUGAGCAUCCCUCCCAGCUACUGGCUCCACGACAUCCUGCGGCGGCUGUACGAGGACGACCGGUCCGAGCUGUUUGCCUGCGUGGCACAGAACGAUCCACGAGGCCUAUUCCGGGACCUCUGCAAAGCCUACGUCGCCAGUGCCAUCAGCGAUGGCUUCAAAACACUACCCACGGGGCCACUAACACUCAAUGCCGACAACGCUGUUGCGGACAUGAUCGCGAAGUUGCAGCAAUUCAAACCACUUCCACAAAUCGUGCUGAUUUGUGCCGACCUGCCAGUCUUUUCCAGCUUCCUGGCCAGGAUCAGUUGA
Molecule: messenger RNA, 859 nt
Organism: Symbiodinium necroappetens
Lineage: Eukaryota; Dinophyceae; Suessiales; Symbiodiniaceae
Source: the annotation of a GenBank genome assembly